AUGCUGGAGUCGACCUGCAGGGCCUUCUUCGACCUGCAAGGAGUCCAGCUCCGUCCUGCCCCGGAUGCAGUCAUGACGACCCACUGUGCUCGAGUGGUAGAGAGCGCACCCGCACAGAACAGAUCCGAAGCGGUAGAGGGACAGAUAGACGUACCUGCCGCAAACCGGGACGCAAAUCCAAGAGUUGGGUUUAUUUCAUAUUCCCGCCGACCUGCACCGAGGGAUGCAGUACUCAGUGGCCCGACAUCAAGGGCAGCCACUGCUGACGAGCGUGAUAGGUCUGGAGAUAGGCAGCACAGGUUUGCUGAUCGGGUUAGGAUGCCGCAGGAACGCGAAGCACGGACGGAGACCGACUUGGCAAGCGUAGCAGAUGAAGGCGAGGAGGGUGUAGAAGAUCCACAGCUGCCAAGUCAGGUCGAACAGGCAGAGGAGCACUGGAGGAAGGCGGCUGAUGAAAAGCGGAUGGUCGAAGCAGAAGCCAAGAGUAGACGGGCUGAAGAGAUGCAGCGGCGCAGUGAUGGCGGCACCGAUCCUACCGUCUCUUUCCCGGGAACUGGAGACAUACGUGAAGCAUGGGAGCGUGGGGCACGAGCCGCUGCAAGGGCACACGUGGGAGAGGCAGGAGAGGAGCUCGCCAGCAAUGUGCGGCAGCAUAUCGAGGAGGAUAGGGGAUACGUGAAAGUUCGCUUGCCCAGCCUAAAGCGGAAGGCGGCAGAAGAGGCCCGGAGAGGGGACGUCGACGUGCCAGAGAAUUCGGGAGAGGCGAAAAAGAAGGAGGAGAGCAACGCGGGUGCUAAGGCUCAUAAGAUGGUGGAGGUAGAGGCGCACCAGAAUGCAGAGGAUGCGGCCCAUCGGUUCGUCGAUGCAGAGGCGGUACUUACGGCAGAGGACGGGGCGCCAAAGGAAGCAGAGUCUGCGGCGCAGCAGAAGGUGGGUGCAGAGGCGGUCAAGGGUGCGGAGGCAGUCGCGCGUAAAGAAGCGGGUGCAGCAGCAGAGCUGACGUCGGAGGCAGUCGAGCUGAUGGUUGUGGAGGCAGUGGCGCAGAAGGAAUCAGAGGCAAUGGCGAGCCAGAAGGAUGAGGCAGCGGCGCAGCAGAAUGAUGAGGCAGACGCACAUAAGGAAUCAGCGGCAGCAGCGCAGCAGAAGGAUGAGGGUGCGGCGCCCAGGAUGGUUGAGGCAGAGGCGCAGAAGGAAUCAGAGGCAGCGGCGCAGCAGAAGGAGGAGGGUGCGGCGCCGAAGAUGGUUGAGGCAGAGGCGCAAAAGGCAUCAGAGGCAGCGGCGCUGCAGAAGGAGGAGGGUGCGGCGCCGAAGAUGGUUGAGGCAGAGGCGCAGAAGGCAUCAGAGGCAGGGGCGCUGCAGAAGGAGGAGGGUGCGGCGCCGAAGAUGGUUGAGGCAGAGGCGCAGAAGGCAUCAGAGGCAGCGGCGCUGCAGAAGGAGGAGGGUGCGGCGUCGAACAUGGUUGAGGCAGAGGCGCAGAAGGAAUCAGAGGCAGCGGCGAGGGAGAAGGAUAAGGCAGCGGCGCUGCAUAUGGAGGAGGCAGACGCACAUAAGGAAGGAGAGGCUCGGAAUAAGGCAGAAGCAGCGGCGCGGCAGAAGGCGGAGGCAGAGGAGCAGAAACAGGCUGCGGAAGAGGCACUACAACUGGCUCGGGCUGAAGCGCGGAAGAAGGCUGUUGGAGAGGCGCAGAAGAAGGCGGAGGGUGUUGCGCAGAAGAUGUCAGAGGCCGAGGAGCAGAAGCAGGCUGAGGCAGACGCACGAAGGAAGCCAGAUGGAGAGGACGGUUCAGAUGGGAAUAAAAUGGUACAGACAGAGGGACGGGAGACGGCGGGUGCUGAGGGGCACAUCAUCGCAGAGGAAGAGGGGCAGCAUAACGAGGAGGCAGCGUCGCAGGUAUUCGCAUACCGAGAGACGCAGAGCAUGGCAGAGACAGGGCGUCAAAAUACUAUGGAGGAGGUUCGUGUCGUCCCGGAGGCUGGAGUGGGGCACUACGAGGGAGAUGCGCUGGAAACAGAAGAGGAGCAGAAUGAGGAGGAUACGGUACAUCCGGCAGUACGGAUAUUUUUGGGAGGAAGUCCGACGCGGGGACCAGGAACCGGGGUAGAGGGGCCAUGGAGGGUGGCAGACGAUGGGGCGCCUAGGGAUACAGUGGGUCUCAACAGGCAGAGGCGGCCCACCCUUCACCAGAGAGCAGUGGAGAGGAAUCUCGGCCAAGGCGGGGUGGCAGAAGCGUUUUGGCAGGUAGAGUGGGUCGAGGCAGAGACGGCAAUACGGCGGAUGCUGCAUCGGACGAGUACAGUCCUGGUCGAACAAGGUGACAGGUUCGUUGAGGCCGAAAGCUGGGACAUAAGCCCGGCAGAGGUAACGCGUCGUCUGACGCUCUUAGCCCGAAUGGUGACGCAGACGUUCUGCAACUUGGCGGCCCGCAACAGCAGCAUCAGUCGCGACGUGGCCGAUCUGACCGUCCAUUACUGUCGCGACGCCCUGGCCAACCUGGAAGAAGUCCGCCAUGGAAACGAGGAACGGCGGCGCCAAGCUGAAACGGCGGCCAGGUUUCGCGAGGAGGUGGACACGAGACUCUCCAACUUGCAGGAGAGUAUCGUAAGGGUGAGUGAUCAGGUUCGCCAGUCGGGAGGGGGGAUGGCGGAGGGCACGUUAAAGGGGGUGGAAGAGAGGUUGAGAGAGGUUCUGAGAGAAGAGUCUGAGCGGCGGAACAGGGAUAGACUGCAGGACGAGGAGCGGAGGCAGAAGGCCAUGAGGAAGGAAGCAGACGCCGCAGAGAGACGGAAGAAGGAACAACAGCAGGAGGAAGCGCGUCGGCAGAAGGAGAUGAGAGAGGGAAUGAAGGAGAUGAAGGAGGCGAUGAUGAAGGAGAUGAAGGCAGAAAUGAAGGAGAUGAAGGAUGGGAUGGUAAACCAGAUUGUGGGGAGGUUGAGCGCGGUUUUGCGAGAAGAAUCCGAGCGGCAGAAGAAGGAGAGGCAAGUGGACGCGGAGCGGCGACAACAGCAGGACGCGAAGAGGAAACAAGUGGCGGACGACGAGGAGAGACGCAAGAGGAUACAACUGGACGAGCAAUGGCGGAAGGAGGAGGAGGUGAAGAGGAAGGACGUAGAGGCCACAGAGCGGCGGAGGAAGAACAAACAUCAGGAGGAAGAGCGACGGCAGAAGGAGGUGGAGGCGGGAAUGAAGGAAGUGAUGGAGGCUGUGAAGGAGAUGAAGACGGGGAUUACGGGGUGGAGGGAGGGGAUGAUAAGUGAGGAGGAUGCGCAGAGGAAGGAGGCAGAGGAAGCAGAGCGGGUGGAGAGGGAGAAACAGCAAGAGAUGGCGCUCCUGCAGAAGGAGGAGGCGCAGCGGAAAGAUGCAGAGGAGGCCGAGAGGCAGGAGAGGGAGAAACAGCAGGAGAUGGCGCGCCUGCAGGAGGAGGACAGUCAGAGGAAGGAGGCAGAGGAGGUAGAGCGGCGUCAGAGGGCGAAACAGCAGGAAUUGGACCGCCUGCAGAAGGAGGAGACGCAGAAGAAGGAGGCAGAGGAGGCCGAGCGGCAGCAGCGGGCGAAACAGCAGGAGAUGGAGCGCCUGUAG
Messenger RNA from Closterium sp. NIES-65, 3576 nucleotides. The record is from the annotation of a GenBank genome assembly. Lineage: Eukaryota; Viridiplantae; Streptophyta; Zygnematophyceae; Desmidiales; Closteriaceae.